This is a messenger RNA of Arxiozyma heterogenica, 2172 nucleotides long. It is a transcript of the gene LAP2, whose product is annotated as bifunctional aminopeptidase/epoxide hydrolase. The record is from RefSeq and is a predicted model, not a curated record. The coding region runs from base 1 to 2172 and encodes 723 amino acids. Gene Ontology annotation, cellular component: cytosol. Gene Ontology annotation, biological process: proteolysis. The transcript has a single exon. Gene Ontology annotation, molecular function: metallopeptidase activity; epoxide hydrolase activity; zinc ion binding. Lineage: Eukaryota; Fungi; Ascomycota; Saccharomycetes; Saccharomycetales; Saccharomycetaceae.
AUGUGUAUACUCUUUCCUUUUUUUUUUUUUUUCUGGCUCUUUCGGUCAUUCGUCUCUUUUUUUUGUGUUCUUUUAGUCUUACUUUUAAAGAAUAAGUUAAAAAUCAUUACUUAUUUGCUUUGUUGGAUAAUUAUGGAUGAAUUGGUCAAAAAUUGUUCAGUGGCUCUCUCUCUAAUGAUUCUUGGUAAAUUGUUUCAUCCGUUAAUUCUAAAAAGAUCUAAAUCAACAAUGACUAAAUUGACCCCCUUUUUGGAAUCUAAAAGACCUAAACAAUCACCUGAGUUCGAUUACUCUACUCUCUCUAACUAUCAAUCCUUUAAAGUUGAUCACACCACUUUAGAUCUAUCCAUUUUAUUUGAUCAAAAAAUUAUUAAAGGUGACGUUACCUUUCAACUAACUAAAAUAUCUAAUUGUAACGAGAAUGAAAUUAAAUUAGAUACUUCUUUUCUAAAUAUCGAAAAGGUAGAACUCAACAACGUCAGUGUAAAAGACUUCAUACUUAAACCAAGGGUCGAACCAUUGGGUUCUCAAUUGGUUAUCAAGUCUGAUUCAAUUGAAAAAUUUAAAGAUAGUAACAACAAUAUCUUAUUAAAACUUUCUUUCACCACAACUGAGAGAUGCACUGCUUUGCAAUGGUUGAACGCCAAGCAGACCUCCGGGGAACCUUAUGUGUUUUCUCAAUUGGAAGCGAUCCAUGCAAGAUCUCUAUUCCCAUGUUUCGAUACCCCAUCAAUCAAAUCUACUUUUACUGCUAACAUCAAGUCUUCCUUACCUGUCGUUUUCUCAGGUAUUAAGACUCACGAAACAAUUAAUAAAAAGGAUGACCUACAGUACUCAUAUCAAUUCGAACAAAAAGUACCUAUUCCAGCAUAUUUGGUCGGUGUCGCAUCAGGUAAUUUAGAACAUGCACCAAUCGGCCCACGUUCUACUGUUUACACUGAACCCUUUAGGUUAGAAGAUUCCCAAAGAGAGUUCGAUGGAGACGUGGAAAAGUUUAUACAAACCGCAGAAAAGAUCAUAUUCCCAUACGAAUGGGGUACUUAUGACAUCCUAAUCAAUGUCGAUUCAUAUCCAUAUGGUGGUAUGGAAUCUCCCAACAUGACUUUUGCCACACCUACUUUGAUAGCACACGAUAAGAGCAACAUCGACGUCAUUGCCCAUGAAUUGGCACACUCUUGGUCUGGUAAUCUGGUCACCAAUUGUUCUUGGAACCAUUUCUGGUUGAAUGAAGGGUGGACUGUCUAUUUGGAAAGGCGUAUUACUGGGGCUAUCCAUGGUGAGCCAACUAGACACUUCAGUGCCUUGAUUGGCUGGAAUGAUUUGCAAAAUUCUAUCGAUUCAAUGAGUAACCCAGAUAGAUUCUCCACUUUAGUCCAAUGUUUGAACGAUGGAUGCGAUCCAGAUGAAGCUUUUUCCAGUGUCCCAUAUGAAAAGGGUUUCAAUUUAUUGUUUUAUUUGGAAAAUUUACUUGGUGGUGUUAAGGAAUUCGACCCAUUUAUUAAACAUUAUUUUAAGAAGUUUUCCAGAAAAUCUUUGGACACAUUCCAAUUCUUAGACACUUUAUUCGAGUUCUUUCCCGAAAAGAGAGAUCUUUUGGAAUCUGUUGAUUGGGAGACUUGGUUAUUUAAACCUGGUAUGCCACCAAAACCACAAUUUGAUACAUCUUUAGCCGACUCAGUAUAUAAAUUAGCCAAUGAUUGGAUUCAAAGGGCUCAAGAAUGGGGCCAAGAGGAACCAAAGAAAUAUAUGGACCACUUCAAUGUUGAUGAUAUUAAGGAUUUUAAUGCUAAUCAAGUUGUAUUGUUCCUUGAAACUUUAACUCAAGGCGGUCACGCGUUAAAUGACAGCAAUACUAGCGUAUUUGAUUGGAGCAACUAUCAAGUCGCUGCUAAAUCAUUAUUAUCUAUUUAUGAUAAUGAGAAAGUGGUUAAAUCAAAGAAUGCAGAAGUUGUCUUUAAAGUAUUCAAGUUCCAAAUUAAAGCCCAUCUAAAGGAAUAUUAUAACGACCUAGGUAAUUGGUUAGGUACUGUAGGUAGAAUGAAGUUCGUUAGGCCAGGUUACAGAUUAUUAAAUUCUGUUGACAGAGAUCUAGCUCUAAAAACAUUUGAAAAAUUUCAAGAUACAUAUCAUCCAAUCUGUAAAGCUUUAGUUAAGCAAGAUUUAGGUUCAUAA